Molecule: messenger RNA, 944 nt
Organism: Cinara cedri
Lineage: Eukaryota; Metazoa; Arthropoda; Insecta; Hemiptera; Aphididae
Source: the annotation of a GenBank genome assembly
AUGUCGGAAAUUAACGUACAAAUACGCAUGGGACCGUGUCGUCUGUUCGAUUUUAAAGUCUACGUGAAUUUAAAUGAUAACGUUAUUUCAUUGAAAAAAGCAAUCUGUAAAAUAAAAGACCAUAUGGCUAUUGAUUGUAUGGCCGUCAUGUAUUGCGGAAAUAUUUUGAAUGACGAAUCUCGUGCAUUAUAUACAUACGAUCUAUUCUCAGGUGCCACAGUGUUCGUUUUUCAAAAAAUUAAGAGAGAAACAUAUGCGAUUUCCGAACCAAUUAACGAAGCUGCCAUGGAGGAACGGAUCAAAAUCUUUCGUUCACUCUUGAUGUCCUCGAAAAUGAAAAAUUUAAUGAAGGCCCUUUGUGAACCCGAAGAGAUUAAUAUCUUGUUGUACAACAAUCCUGGCUUAGUUAAUGAUCCGAUUGCACUUACUUUAUUUCAAAAUCCUGAGUUAUUAGCGGCAGGUUUUAAUAAUGAAAUUUUAAGAAACUUGGCACUACGUCAUCCUGCUUUGAUUGAUAUUACACUACAUGUUCCUAAAAGUGCACAACUGUUAAAGGUAAUUUUAUUGAAAAAUGUAGACAACUAUUUUUAUAAUUAUUUAAAUGCGUUUUUUAAAUUGUGUGUUAGGACGAAACAAGCGAAGACUUAGUUCCUGAUGAUAAUGCAAUUUCCACUCAUUCACUAUCAACUGUAAGGAAUACUGCAGCACAGCAAUCUCAACCAAGUACUAGUGGAACAAAUACUUCAACUGAAAGUAUGGAAAAUGCUCCAGAGACCAUACAAAGUCAACUACCUAUAACCGAACAAAAUUUAUUAACUCAGUUACAAAUGAUGAGAAACAUGGGUUUCACCAACCAAGCUGUAAACAUUGCAGCAUUACAACUCAGUAAUGAUUUUGAAACUGCUGUUCACUUAGUAUUAAAUGGUUUUAUAAAUCCAUUAUAA